Molecule: messenger RNA, 1032 nt
Organism: Fraxinus pennsylvanica
Lineage: Eukaryota; Viridiplantae; Streptophyta; Magnoliopsida; Lamiales; Oleaceae
Source: the annotation of a GenBank genome assembly
AUGGGAAUCUGUGCAUCUGUUGCAUCUGAAAUACAUGAUGAUGCAUAUGGCCAAGAAAAUGCUGUAUACUGCACAGAAAUUGGUAAUACAAAUGGAGUACAAGUAAUUGGUUCUACUUACUCUCAUCCAGGAAGCAAAGGGUUGAACCAAGAUUCUGCAAUUCUCAUCCAGGGAUAUGGAAUUGAAGAUGGAGCUUUCUGUGGAGUUUUUGAUGGACAUGGCAGAAAUGGUCAUAUUGUGAGCAAGUUAGUGAGAAACCUAUUGCCGUCAUUGCUUCUUAACCAGAGAAAUGCUAUAGCAAAGAUCAGCACAUUAGCAUUAAACACAUCUUCUCCUAAACAAGGUGAAAAGGUGAAUGGUGAAUCAGCACCAAGCAAGAAUUUCCUGAAAUGGAAAGAGGCUGGUUUGAGUGCCUAUAAAGUGAUGGACAAGGAACUCAAGCUUCUUGACAAAUUUGACUUCUCCUGCAGUGGAACUACUGCUGUUGUUGUCAUAAAACAGGGGGAAGAUCUUGUUAUUGCAAAUGUUGGUGAUUCCAGAGCAGUUUUGGGAACAAAUACUCCUAAAGGAAUCAAGGCAGUUCAAUUAACUACUGAUUUCAAACCUGACGUGCAUGAGGAGGCUGAGAGAAUUAGGAAGUGCAACGGAAGGGUGCUAGCAUUAAAAGAAGAACCACACAUUCAAAGAGUUUGGCUACCCAACGAGGACUCUCCUGGCCUGGCCAUGUCUCGAGCUUUUGGGGACUUUUUACUCAAGUAUCACGGCAUAAUCUCCAUCCCAGAUAUCUCCUAUCACCAUAUAUCCCCAAAUGAUCAGUUUCUAGUACUGGCUACAGAUGGGGUGUGGGAUGUGCUUAACAAUGAUCAAGUCAUAUCCAUAGUGGCCUCAGCCGAUAACGAAGAGGCUGCAGCAAAAGCAGUGGUGGAUGCCUCGACUGCUGCUUGGAAACGCAAGUUUCCAAACUCGAAAAGAGACGACUGCACAGUUAUCUGCCUCUUCUUGCAAACGAGAAUCAACAUGAUAUGCAACUAA